Molecule: messenger RNA, 1539 nt
Organism: Trichoderma reesei QM6a
Lineage: Eukaryota; Fungi; Ascomycota; Sordariomycetes; Hypocreales; Hypocreaceae
Exons: 3
Coding region: 1-1539 (512 amino acids)
Biological process (GO): protein geranylgeranylation; vesicle-mediated transport; small GTPase-mediated signal transduction
Cellular component (GO): cytoplasm; cytosol; Rab-protein geranylgeranyltransferase complex
Molecular function (GO): GDP-dissociation inhibitor activity
Source: RefSeq, a predicted model, not a curated record
AUGGAAUCCCUCUCAGACACAAAGUGGGAUGUAGUGAUCAGCGGCACGGGGCUCCAGCAAUCCCUUCUCGCCCUUGCCCUGUCGCGAUCUGGCAAGAACAUCCUCCACGUCGAUCCCAACGAGUACUAUGGCGAGGCCGAGGCUGUCCUGAGCCUGCAAGAGGUCGACGAGUGGGCGGCGAGGCGGCAAUCCGGCGACGGCGAUGGCGUCUUUGCAUCCGCAAAGGUGACUCGCUCCGACGACGCCGAGAGCUUGUCGCCGAGAGGAUACAGCCUUGCGCUGGCUCCGCAGCUGAUACACACGCGGUCAGAGCUGCUCUCCAAGCUCGUGUCGUCAAAAGCCUUUCGGCAGCUCGAGUUCCUCGCCGUCGGCUCGUUUUACAUCUUCCAGCCCUCAUCUACAGCCUCCUCCUCCUCCUCCUCCUCCUCCACCACCACCACCCCCAGCCUCAGCCGCAUACCGUCCACCAGAGAAGACGUCUUUGCCAACACGACGAUUUCCGUCAAGGCAAAGCGGGGGCUCAUGAAGUUCCUCAAGUUCGUGCUGGACUACACUUCCGAGCCGCAGACGGACGUGUGGAAGCCGCACGCGGGCGACUCGCUGGCGAGCUUCCUUGCGGCGGAGUUCAAGCUCGACGCCGACUUGCAGGCGUACAUCAUCACUCUGACGCUCAGCCUCGACGGCAACAUCUCAACAGAAGCCGGGUUGGCCGCUAUCCACCGCCACAUCUCGUCCAUGGGCGUCUUUGGCCCCGGGUUCGCGGCCGUGUACCCCAAAUGGGGCGGCCUCUCCGAGAUUGCCCAAGUGGGCUGCCGGGCUGGUGCCGUCGGCGGCGCUGUCUACAUGCUCGGCGUUGGCAUCAAGGACGUUCAGAAAGCCUCUUCCACGGCCGAAAUGCCCGAGGCCCUGGACAUUGUCCUCUCCAACGACAUGCCCAUCAAGUCAAAGACUCUGGUCAAAGGCCUGGGCAAGCCGCCGCGCGAAAGCCGCCGCCUGAGCAGGCUCACGGCCAUUGUCAACUCAGACUUGCCCUCGCUCUUUGAGGCCGUGUCUGAGGGCCCGACACCAGCCGUUGCCGUGGUUGCGGUUCCCGCUGGGACGCGCCUUGGCGAUGAUGGUAGCUCGACAGAGUAUCCCAUCUACGCCAUGGCUCAUUCAAGCGACACGGGCGAAUGCCCUCGUGGACAAUGCAUCUUAUAUCUAAGCACCAUCGCAAGCCCAGAUGCGCCGGCCCUUCUUGAAAAGGCGCUCUCGUCUCUGCUGGCGUCGCUGGCGGUGGAAGGGCAGGAGUCGCCCAAGUCACUGUACAAAGUGUAUUAUGAACAAACCGGCUUUGACACCCCAUCUGUAGAUGUCGAUGGGCAGUCUGCCGUGUUCUCUUUGCUACCCCUGGACCUUGCCUUCAAUGACGCUGUUCUAGAUCCCGUUCGCAAAGCUUGGGACCUUGUCAUGCCUAAUGUAACGGAUGAGGAGGCUGCAGAGUACCUCGUGUUUACAGACAGAGAGGGUGCCGAUGCAGAAGACGAGCUUGAUAAUUAA